Messenger RNA from Xyrauchen texanus (razorback sucker), 2971 nucleotides. Its product is annotated as serine protease HTRA3-like. Gene Ontology annotation, molecular function: serine-type endopeptidase activity; protein binding. The transcript is spliced from 9 exons. Gene Ontology annotation, biological process: proteolysis. The record is from RefSeq and is a predicted model, not a curated record. Lineage: Eukaryota; Metazoa; Chordata; Actinopteri; Cypriniformes; Catostomidae. Bases 299 to 1702 code for a protein of 467 amino acids. Gene Ontology annotation, cellular component: extracellular region.
CAGAUGGCCGGUAGAUGCAGAUAUAACAGCCCCAGACAGAGAGAGGCUCUACACACAAAUGUGAAAUCAGGGUCAUCUGCGCGUAUCAAGAGAUCGGAUUGGUUGGAUAAGAACUACUUCUCUUCCUUGGAACUCUUCACAGUUUAUUUUCCACUGGAGCUUCAGAGGAAACCGCACAUCUCAUCUGAUAGUCACUUCUGCAUCGGAAUCUUAUGCGUAAUGGUGAUCUCCAAAGGACACUGACUAUCCCAAGCCCUGAAAAUUAAUUUGUUUUUACCUCCUUCAUUUAAAAACAAAAAUGCAGGUCAUUGUGUUUGUUUCAGUAGCUUUGAUUUACAUCAAGGCUGUCGUCGCGGAUCCUAAAGCCAAGUGUCCGGAGCGCUGUGACGUGAGUACGUGUCCGAGCCCGAGCUGUCCUAGCGGGUAUGUUCCUGACCGCUGUAACUGCUGUUUGGUGUGCGCGCAGGGAGAGGGGGAGCCCUGCGGCCGAAAGGACGAUCUGCCUUGCGGAGACGGACUGGAGUGCAAGCACCCUUCUGGAAAAAGACUGUCUAAAGGCGUGUGUCAGUGCAGAUACAGUAGUAAAAUGUGCGGUAGUGAUGGAAACACAUAUGGGAACAUCUGCCAGCUGAAAGCCGUAAGCAGGAAAGCUCUGCAACAGGGUCUGCCCGGAGUCACUAACGUGCACAAAGGACCCUGUAAAAGCAAUCAAGGUCCCAAACACCCCAACAGCCCGAGGUACAAAUUCAACUUCAUUGCUGACGUGGUGGAGAAGAUCGCUCCUGCUGUGGUGCACAUUGAGCUGUUCCUAAACAACCCCCUCUUUGGCCGGACAGUUCCACUAUCUAGUGGAUCUGGUUUUGUAAUGUCAGACACUGGGCUGAUCGUGACCAAUGCCCAUGUGGUUUCCAGCACUACACCUGUUUCGGGUCAUCAGCGACUCAAAGUACAGAUGCGUGAUGGAGAUGUAUACGAAGCCACGAUAAAAGACAUUGACAAGAAGUCGGACAUCGCCACUAUUAAGAUUAACCCACAGAAAAAGUUGCCUGUUUUAUUACUGGGUCACUCCGCAGACCUGCGCCCUGGUGAGUUUGUGGUGGCUAUUGGCAGCCCUUUUGCCCUGCAGAACACAGUGACGACAGGAAUUGUCAGCACAGCACAGAGAGAUGGAAAAGAACUGGGUCUUCGUGACUCAGACAUGGACUACAUCCAGACUGACGCAAUCAUCAACUAUGGAAACUCAGGUGGACCACUAGUCAAUUUGGAUGGAGAGGUGAUAGGAAUCAACACACUGAAGGUAGCUGCAGGAAUCUCCUUUGCCAUUCCUUCAGACAGAAUUACCCGCUUCUUAAAUGAUUCUCUGGGAAAGCAAAACAAAGAGACAAGAUCCUUGAAAAAGCGUUUCAUUGGAAUUCGAAUGCUCACCAUCACAGAAGCUCUCGUGGAGGAGCUGAGGCAACAGAAUCCAGACUUCCCUGAUGUCAGCAGUGGGAUCUAUGUUCAUGAGGUGGUUCCUCACUCCCCUGCUCAGAAAGGGGGAAUCAAAGAUGGUGACAUCAUCGUUAAGUUGAAUGGAGAGCCACUUAUGAGCACCAGUGACCUGAAGGAAGCUCUUAACAAAGACACCACACUGCUGCUGGAGGUGCGCCGUGACAACGAUGACCUGCUCUUCAACAUUGAGCCUGACGUCCUCAUGCAAUGACAAUUUACUUAGAAUGCAAACAAUGCAAUUGAACAAAAGACAUUGUGCAGUCAUGGCCAAAGGGAUUUUUAAUGGAGCAUGUAAAACACCAAGGACCUCUUUUCCAAGCAGAGAAAUCUCACCUUGAGCUUUUAAAAAUCUCAGUCAUGUCAAGCUUGCCUAAGAAGGUUUAUAUGAAAGGCAUUUUUCAUAUUAGCUUUGAUGCAGGUUUGAAGGGGAGAAUGAUUUGUGGCUAAAUAUAAAAAAUUGCAAUACUGUAUUUUGUAGAAUAAGACAAUGCUGGUGAUAUUUUUUACAUUUCUGCUUUUGCGCCAGAAACAGACAAUCCACAAUUAAAUGUUAAGCAGGAAAAUUGAGAAAUGAUAUUGCUAAAAGUUAUAAGGAUUCCUAUUAUAAAAAUAAAUCCUUUUAAAUGAAAAUGAUGAUUCAAUUAUAAUUGGAAUUCUCUUUGUUCCUGAAACUAUAAAUGUUGCUAGCUCAACGUAUAUUGUAGAAUCUUCAUUGUGGCACCAGUGGCAAGAAUCAAUUGCUGUGCAAGGACUUUUAAAGUUUGUAUAUAAUAACGAAUUACGUUUUGAUAGGAUUAUCUUGUCCAUUCAAAUGUUAUGUGCUCUUUUACACCAAUCAGCCACAACAUUAAAACUACUUACACAAUAUAGUGCAGGUCCCAAUCAUGCCACCAAAACAGCUCCAACCUGCAUCUCACAAUAGCAUUCUUCUGAUAUUCUUCUCAACACAAUUGUACAGAGUGGUUAUCCGAGUUACCGUAGACUUUGUCAGUUCAAACCAGUCUGGCCGUUCUCUGUUGACCUCUCUCAUCAACAAGGAGUUUCCAUACACAGAACUGCCGCUCACUGGAUGUUUUUUGUUUUUGGCACCAUUUGGAUUAAAUUCUAGAGACUGUUUGAAAAUCCCAGGAGAUCAGCAGUUACAGAAAUACUACAGAAAUACAGAUCUGCCACCAACUAGCAUCCAUGCGAUUAUCUAUUCAGCCAAUCAUGUGGCAGCAGUGCAGUGCAUAAAAUCAUUCAGAUACGGGUCAGGAGCUUCAGUUAAUGUUCACAUCAACCAUCAGAAUGGAGAAAAAAUUUGAUCUCAGUGAUUUGGACCGUGGCAUGAUUGUUGGUGCCAGAUGGGCUGAUUUGAGUAUUUCUGUAACUGCUGAUCUCCUGGGAUUUUCACACACAACAGUCUCUAGAACUGACUGGUUGCCAACAACAAAAAACAUCCAGUGAGCGGCAGUUCUGCGGACAGAAACACCUUGUUGAU